AUGGGAAACGUUCCUACCAAAGAAGCCAGAUCCCGUUCCUCGUCUGUGGGCGGCGGAUCCCCAAGCAAUACGCUCACAAGAUCAUCCAGAAGACACACCACGCUGUCGAUUCUUGAGAAUGCUGGCUUUUUGAUGUACCCGAGCGGGACAAGCUCCAGCAGCAGCCAUGGGAAGCUGCUGAGGCUGGCAGAGGAAAAACUCAAGCAGAAAGAGGCACACAUGAUGAAUCUCAUUAUAAGGUACGAGGAAAACGUGGACGGAGGAUUUUUGGCCCCGCACGGCAUCUACAAGCUGAAUUUGGACUUCAACACCGAGAUAGUUCGUAGUCUAAUAGUGGAAAGGCGAAUAGCACCUUUUUUCACCCCACUUCAGGACUUCGAUGAAGAUUGGACAGACGAAGAGGUGGCAACAAUUGCGUCGCAGCUGCCGCUUCAUGCGAUCGACGAGGCGUACUCGGAUGACGAAGAACCCGACGACGCAGACAACCAUAAAAUCCACCUUCUGGCAAACUACUUCAGAAGACAGGAGCAAAAGAAGAAGGUGAAGGAACUCACAGUAAGCAUGAAAGAGCUUCAGAAACAGCACGAAAUGGAGUACAUGGCAGCCAAGCAGUCGCAAAAGCAGGACCCAAACGUUCCUUCCAAGGAGCUCCUAUUGAAGCUCUACCGUCAUUCGGCAGAGUGCCCUAUUUGCUUUCUCUACUUCCCUCCAUACUUAAACGUGAGCAGAUGCUGCGGGCAGCCGAUCUGCAGCGAAUGUUUCGUGCAAAUCAGGCGUCUUGAUCCGCAUCCACCUCACGACGACGUGAGCAACGAAAACAGCGCAGAGAUCCCCCACACCCUCAUUUCCGAGUACGCCAACUGCCCCUUCUGUGCCAUGCCCAACUUUGGUGUCACGUACGAUCCUCCAAAGGAUUUAAGCGUGGGCAUCGGUGGGAUAACUUCUCCAGCGUACUACAAGGGGCCCCUUGCAGCCACCGAAGAAGCAGUGGUGCUGUCAUCAGAUGAGGUAUCCGCAGCAUCGCCGCAGUCUCCAGGCACGCCGGUGCUGCGGACGGUGAGUCCCACCAAAGCAAAAGCAAGAAAAAGAAGAUCGUCGGUGCCCGCAGAUGACGCUGGAGUCAUCACCACCGAUUACAUACGUCCUGAUUGGGAGCAGAAGUUGGCUAGCGCAAAGAGCAAAUUGGCUCGCAGAGCAGCUACUGCAAGCGCCAUCCACGCCCUGAACCUUAUUGUCGACGACGAGGGGUCCAGCAGGGGCCAAAGCAGCAGCGACAGUCAAAACUUACGGUACUUGCAGUCGAUAGAAGACCGCAUGAUUGAAGAGGCGAUGAAGCUUUCGUUGGCAGAAGAAAAGGCACGCAGGAAGAAGCAGGAACGGGAAAAGUAG
This is a messenger RNA of Candidozyma auris, 1389 nucleotides long. It is a transcript of the gene SIP5, whose product is annotated as Sip5p. Gene Ontology annotation, cellular component: cytoplasm. Lineage: Eukaryota; Fungi; Ascomycota; Pichiomycetes; Serinales; Metschnikowiaceae. The record is from RefSeq and is a predicted model, not a curated record. The transcript has a single exon. Bases 1 to 1389 code for a protein of 462 amino acids.